AUGAAUAGAAGCCAUUGUCCAAUCAUCCGUCUGUGGUAUUGCCAGAGCAUCCUACUGCGUUAUAUAUUGGCAUUGCAAAUUUUCGUUAAAAUCCGCACGCAUAUCGACGAGCUCUCAAUUGACAGACAGCCCAGCGACGAUCAUCCAGGAUUGCCGUGUCCUCGACAAAUCAUAUUUAUAGAACCGGGGGAAAAUAUUAGGCUAUUUUUAAACUUUACAACCGUAACAUACGAAAUGGCACAAGAAGAUGAAACAGAGGAAUUACCUACAGCUUAUGGUGUUAUGAUUGCUGUCAUCACCGGGUUGCUUGGUUACGUUUUGUGGGACUUCUACGGUGAAUUUGGAUUUCAGGGUAGAGAUGAUUUUGAAUUAGUAAACUCUGUACUCUAUGUUAUAGAGCUUUACUCAAAUUUCAUUUGUGUACCAAUAACAAUUAUACAAUAA
Molecule: messenger RNA, 444 nt
Organism: Cotesia congregata
Lineage: Eukaryota; Metazoa; Arthropoda; Insecta; Hymenoptera; Braconidae
Source: the annotation of a GenBank genome assembly